AUGCCUGAAAAGGAGUUGAAUUAUAUUAGAUCAAACGAAGCCGCCGAUAUCGAAAAGAAUGGUGGUGUCAUUGUUGAUGCUUUUGAACAGCAAGACCACAAGGCCCCAUUAACCGGCUGGGCUAAGUUUGUUGAUUCUUUUAAGCCUGCUGACGAUGAUGAGAUGGGUUUAGAUCCUAACUUGACUGAAGCAGAAAAGAUUGCUAUCAAAACUGCAAACUCCCCAUUGUCUAGAUCUUUGAAGAAUAGACACUUGCAAAUGAUUGCUAUCGGUGGUUCUAUCGGUACUGGUUUGUUCAUUGGUUCCGGUAAGACAUUAAGAAUUGGUGGUCCCGCUGGUGUUUUGAUUGCCUAUAUCUUAAUUGGUAGUAUGAUCUACUGUACUGUUCAAGCCUUAGGUGAAUUGGCUAUUACUUUCCCUGUUUCUGGUGCUUUUAUUACUUACAAUACACGUUUUAUUGAUGAAUCAUUUGGUUUUGCUAUGGCUUGGAAUUACGCUUUACAAUGGUUAAUCGUUAUGCCGUUAGAAUUGGUUGCUGCUUCUAUUGUUAUUAGUUAUUGGGACUCGACAACAAACCCGGCAGCAUUUGUCGUUAUUUUCUGGGUUCUUAUUGUGGCUAUUAACUUUUUUGGUGUUAGAGGUUAUGGUGAAGCGGAAUUUGCCUUCUCCUUGAUUAAGGUCGUCGCUGUUGUUGGUUUCAUUUUCUUGGGUAUCAUUUUGGUUUGUGGUGGUGGUCCAAGAGGUGGUUACAUUGGUGGUAAGCACUGGCACAAUCCUGGUGCGUUUGCUAACGGCUUUAAAGGUGUUUGCUCUGUCUUUGUCACAGCCGCUUUUGCAUUCGCUGGUACUGAAUUGUGUGGUUUAGCUGCUGCUGAAACCAGUAACCCAAGAAAGUCAUUACCAAAGGCUACGAAGCAAGUUUUCUGGAGAAUUACAUUGUUCUAUGUUAUCUCAUUGACAUUGGUUGGUUUAUUAGUUCCUUAUAACGACCCAUUGUUAACUUCCGGUAAAUCAUCUUGGGAUGCUUCUGCUUCUCCUUUCGUCAUUGCCAUUAAGAACGGAGGUAUCUCUG
Lizanozyma spartinae is the source of this 1072-nucleotide messenger RNA. Its product is annotated as glyceraldehyde-3-phosphate dehydrogenase 1. The annotation marks the transcript as partial. The record is from RefSeq and is a predicted model, not a curated record. Gene Ontology annotation, molecular function: amino acid transmembrane transporter activity. Lineage: Eukaryota; Fungi; Ascomycota; Pichiomycetes; Serinales; Debaryomycetaceae. Gene Ontology annotation, biological process: amino acid transmembrane transport. Gene Ontology annotation, cellular component: membrane. The transcript has a single exon.